AUGUCUGCCGCAGGUAAUUGCACCAACGUAAGCAAAGACCUGGAUAGUAUGCCAUCUUUACCCAUCAAUCAACGGUCCAAGGCACGUGGCCGCGGUGUACUGCUACUACCCGAGAAUGAGAAGGCGCAAAUAGCGCCAGACGGGGGAUUUCAUGCCUGGGCUCAAGUCGUAUCAGGCCCUCUUGUUGUGGCACUCACGUGGGGCGAUGCCUCCAGCUUUGGCGUAUUUAAGACCUACUACGAAGGCAUCUUGACGCAGUCGCCGUCAGACAUAUCUUGGAUUGGUGGAUUUCAGGUCUUCUGCCUUUUAUUUAUCGCUACACUCUCUGGACGAGCCUCCGACGCAGGUCUGGCGAAGCACAUAGUAGCUGCUGGCGCUGUCUUAAUUGUGGUUGGCACUUUUACGACAAGCCUGGCUGCCGAGUAUUGGCAUAUCUUUUUGGCGCAAGGCCUCUGCAUCGGUGUUGGACAAGGUCUCAUGUGGUUGCCAAGCGUGACGCUCUUAUCAACGUACUUUGUGCGCAAGAGGGUACUGGCGGUGACCGCUGCAGCAACAGGCUUUCCGUGGGCUGUCCGAUGCAUGGGUUUCGUAGUUUUGUUCAUGGCGAUUGUCAUCGUAAUGCUAGUCCGCACUCGGAUACCUCCACGAAAGUCUGGGCCCCUGAUCGAAUGGGAUGCUUUCAAAGAGCCAUCUUCUAUGUUAUUUACUCUUGGUAUAUUCCUGUUUUAUUGGAGUCUCUAUUUUGCGUCCUUCUACAUUCAAGUUUUUGCGAUUGAGGUCUUGCACCUCUCCCAGACAGGAGGUGUCAAUCUCAUUAUUAUCAUCAAUGCAGCCGGUCUACCAAUUCGUGCACCUCUCGGCUACUUGGCUGAUCGAUACAUUAGACCAAUGAAUUGCUUGAUCCCCUGCGUAGCUCUCUGCAGUAUCCUUAUGUUCUGUUGGGCGGCGGUCAAGGGAGCUACCGGACUCUACAUGUCCACGAUUUUCUACGGGUUGGCGUCCGCAGCUGCCAUGGGUUUAUUUGCUGGCACUGUACCUUCACUCACGAAAGAUAUGGACAAAAUCGGAACGUGGGCUGGCAUGAUACUCACCCUUAUGAGUUUGGGGCUGUUAACUGGGCCGUCUGUAGCUGGUGUCUAG
Molecule: messenger RNA, 1140 nt
Organism: Neoarthrinium moseri
Lineage: Eukaryota; Fungi; Ascomycota; Sordariomycetes; Amphisphaeriales; Apiosporaceae
Exons: 3
Coding region: 1-1140 (379 amino acids)
Biological process (GO): transmembrane transport
Cellular component (GO): fungal-type vacuole membrane
Molecular function (GO): transmembrane transporter activity
Source: RefSeq, a predicted model, not a curated record